UCCCGAGAUCGGGAAUCCUGCACUCCCCUGCGUGCAGGGCUCCUCGUAUUACCUUUUCAGGACGACUGGACAGUGUCCUCCAGAAGCACUCACUCACCAGAGGUCAUCUCCCCAGGGAAACUGUUUCAUAGGUCACAGCCUGAGGAUGUCACGCCAUACCAUAGGACCACAGGGGGCUACCCCAUAGUAGUCUAUCCUAGGCGAGAUUGUCCCAUGGGAAGUUGUUCUCCUGGAGGUUGUCUUCCAAGAGGUUACAUAGCAGUCUGUGCUUGAGGAUGCUCUCCCUUGCGAGGUUAUCUCAGAGGAAUGUUGUCCCAAUAGCGCCGGAGGAGGCUUUUCUGAGGCUUUUCUAAGGCAGGGUGUCUUACUACGUAGUAUAGCUCUAGCUAUACGGGUGGUCUUGAGAUACUGCUGCUGAGAAAGGUGGGUCGCCGGUUCUGAAAAGGUGAUACGACUGAUUCACCAUGCAGGGGAGCGCGAGAUCCCCGGUCUUGAACGGGUCCAGUUCGGUGGCCACUCGGCCCAGACGGAUACGCACAUUAUGACAUGUAGGCCUCGGGGUCCGCCUGCAUCAGAGUACUCCGGUUCGUGAUUUCAGAUACAAAACUCCGGCAAGGGGUUUAGCUUGGUGGAUGUGGAUUAGAGCUCCAGAAAAUAUUCUUGUUCAAGGGGCCCGCCUGCAAAACCUCUCUGUUCAGCGAGAGCUUCCAAAAUCUUAACUGACUACUAUUACACCACCACCCGCUCAAAACGGUCAAUGAUGCCUUUUCUGGCAGGCUUUUGGGUUUGAACGAGGACGGUCCCAACCACCCAGCCAGCCGAAUGGAUAACUUGAAAGCUUGCGGGUUUAAUGGCUUCGCGUCUCCAGCAUUACACCGCUGAUCGACAAUCUUCCUGAACACCAUCAAUCAGCCUUCAACGAUUCCGCAUCCACUAGUCGACAAGCCUCCGUUUCUAGGUUUUGUGACAUCCAAAGGCCAGCAUCGAACACGUACAGGCACCCCCUUUCACCUCAUCAAUCAACCGUCCCUUGGGUUCAUGAGCACAGACUAUUCAAGGGUAUUUUCAUGACCCUGGCAUGAAGCCGGUACCGCACCAAAGAGGCCGAUGAAGUCAUUAUGGAUACUUCGCAGUCCAAAGGGAGGCUCAGGGCCUUCCUCAAGCACGCCAGCGUCCGCAUAUCAUCAGCCAAGGGUCAUGACUUUGAAAAUGACUCCGCCUCAGCAUACAGCAUUGACGACGACGGCAGGUCUCAAAAGUCUUCUAGCACUACCAAGAAAGACAGCAAGCUUAGGAGGCUAGGCCGCGGGAUCCGAGAAUGGAGGGCAAAACGGAGGAGAUUGCAAGGCGACGCACAGCUCGCAAGUUCACAUGCCUUGGACGGGAAAAGCUUUUCGUCAUCUGAGGGGAGUUUUGCGCAUGAUCGAUACGAGACCGACGAGGAUUUGACGGACGAGGACGAACCAGUCAGUGGGGAAUUCGAUCGACCAGAGGAUCAUCAUGCUCUCGAGGCAGGCGAGGAUGUACGGGGAGGAUUUCCAGAGAAGAAGUUGCAAGGCGAGACGAUUCAUACGGAGGUUGCCAUGCGAGAAAGCACAAGGGGCCAUCACGCCAAGGGGGGGCCUGAGAGCCAGGCCCGGCCAGCGAAGGCGACGCUCGUACCGGCGCCGGCGACCCUCCUACCUCCACCAGCCUACAGCUCAUUGGCGUGGCCGGACCUGAUCCCCCAUGAGAGGGUCCCAAACAGCGGACAGAACGGCAUCGUGUCCACACGAAAUAUGAAGCGCGCCCUUCAGCUCGCCCAGAGCCCACUAAGCGACAGACUUGCACUGUGGGCCGAUGCUUCUCGCAACUCCCAACACUGCGGAGCGAUCGCAGUGGCCCAUAAGCUUGACCGUUGCUACACAGUUGGGGUUGCAAACAUCGCACAACUCGAGUCGCUUGCAAUACUCAUAACCCUCCAGUGGGCGGUCCAGGCAAUGAAAACAAGCACAUCGAAGGACACAGUCUACAUGUGUAGUGACAGUGCCGAAUCCUUGAGAUGGGCUGAGAAGGUUCUCGCCAUCGCCACCGCGAUCAGAGAGGCAGGGCAGGCGUGUGCGUUGGAAGCCGAUAUGGACGGCCUUAAAUGCCUGAUUCGGCUCAGUGACCGACUCAAUCGAUGCAAAUUCAUCAGCCUCAGCGAGAACAACUAUCCAGAGAAGAGCCUGACAGCCUCAAUCGGUUGGAGGAUCCUGGAGCAAUACUACGAGCUGCGUAGGCUUGGGGCCAGGGUCGAGUUCCCCUGGGCUCCCGACCACUCAGGGCUUACUGGAAAUCACAUUGCUGACGGGAUCGCUAAGAUGUCCUGCUGGUGGCUCCCAGAUGCAUCUCCCAACUCGGAACUGGCACAGGGUGAUGCCAUGGUGGUACCGUUGAAGAUGCUCACCUUGGAUGAGCCUUGGACCAGACUUUGCCCGCGCAGAGGGGAGCCACAGUAUACAAAAGAAUUGACACAUCGGAUCUUGGAGGACACCAAAAGUCUGCACCUGGUCCUUUCGACGUGGCAGCAGCCCACGGCUCAGGGACAUUGCCAGCGUAUUCUUGCUCCAUCUCAAAAACGCCGCCACUGUGUUCGCUUUGUUCCGGAAGCUAGCAACGCUAUCGUGGACACAUCAGCUUCAGCCAUCAAGGGGGGAUUUCGACCACAUCAAAAUUUAAACUCUGGACCACAACAAUAUGUAGUACUCACGCCCGUACCGCAGCUACCACCAGCACUGUCUCAGCCUGAGUCAGAGGAUCGAACAAGCAAGAAACGAAGGAAGAAGCCAGCGACAACAAGAUCGCGCUGUACUCACUGCGGGAAUCGCGGUCACCUGACCCACCAAUGUUUUGAAGAGUUUCCAGAGCUAAAAUUGGCAUUGCCGCAGAGGUAUGCUAACUAUAAGGGAAGAGAGAGGCUGGAGAAGGUCUUUCCAGGAGCAUUUCAAGCACUGGCACGGCUUCACCCGCAGCUAAUGCCCCGGCCGAUCCAUGGCUAUGAUUCUAGGUACAUGUUCGGUCGUAUUGGGAUCUUGCCACACCUCACACCUAAGCAGUGCGCCGUUUGGGCAGUCCGAUACCAAGAUGCACAGGCGACAUUGGUCAUGAGAGGGAAGGACCGUUGGAAUGAAGCACAAGGUGACCAGUUGGACUGAUGUAUUCUUUUCUUUUUCUUACACACAAUUCCAAAGAUACCACUCCCAAAAAUCAAUUAAAAAUAUGAACUUUG
Diaporthe batatas is the source of this 3250-nucleotide messenger RNA. RefSeq lists its product as uncharacterized. The coding region runs from base 1119 to 3176 and encodes 685 amino acids. The record is from RefSeq and is a predicted model, not a curated record. Lineage: Eukaryota; Fungi; Ascomycota; Sordariomycetes; Diaporthales; Diaporthaceae. The transcript has a single exon. Gene Ontology annotation, molecular function: zinc ion binding; nucleic acid binding.